Messenger RNA from Neurospora tetrasperma FGSC 2508, 153 nucleotides. RefSeq lists its product as uncharacterized. The record is from RefSeq and is a predicted model, not a curated record. The transcript has a single exon. Lineage: Eukaryota; Fungi; Ascomycota; Sordariomycetes; Sordariales; Sordariaceae. The annotation marks the transcript as partial.
UUCCAGAAUUUUAUUAAUAAUAUUCUCUACAAUACGUUAAAUAAGUUCGCUACAAUUUAUUUAAAUAAUAUCCUGAUAUAUCUUAACAAUAAGGAGGACUAUAUUAAGUAUAUAUCCAAUAUUCUAGACCGUCUUAAGUACUCCAGGUUAUAA